AAAGGGUUUUGUGGGAAGCGUUCGUUUACUGUUGGUCUAAAUCGCCAAAAUCUCCGAAUCCCCCAAUUCAGGGCGCUCCCGAAUCCCUCCCCUCCCGUAGAAAAAGAGGAUGGAGAAGAAAAUAAGCGAUGCGUUGUCGAUCGACGAAGAGCAGGAGCAGCGAGUCCGAGCUCUCCCAGUCCCGUCGAGGCCUCACGAGAAAGGGGAAACCAGUUUCUACGAGGCCUUCCUCCUCCGAGGAAUCAGAGUCCGUCUCGUCCGACCCGGUUUCCUCUCUUGCACCUUCAAAGUCCCUCCAAGAUUCACUGACAAGGACGGGAACUUGUCGCCGGGGGCUAUAGCAAAUUUGGUGGAUGAGGUGGGGUUUUCUGCGAUCCACUCCGAUGGGCACCCGUGGAAGGUCUCCACUGAUAUCUCCAUCUCCUACAUGGCCACCGCCAAGCUCCAUGAUGAGUUGGAGAUAACAUCGAAGGUUUUAGGUCACAAGGGAGGCUACUCUGGCACGGUUGUGCUGCUGAAGAACAAGCUUGCUUUGUGGGUAGCUUUUUCCAAAAUUGAUGAAAUUUAA
Molecule: messenger RNA, 568 nt
Organism: Asparagus officinalis (garden asparagus)
Lineage: Eukaryota; Viridiplantae; Streptophyta; Magnoliopsida; Asparagales; Asparagaceae
Exons: 4
Coding region: 110-568 (152 amino acids)
Molecular function (GO): fatty acyl-CoA hydrolase activity
Source: RefSeq, a predicted model, not a curated record